Molecule: messenger RNA, 1140 nt
Organism: Scomber scombrus (Atlantic mackerel)
Lineage: Eukaryota; Metazoa; Chordata; Actinopteri; Scombriformes; Scombridae
Product: protein NipSnap homolog 2-like
Cellular component (GO): mitochondrion
Source: RefSeq, a predicted model, not a curated record
CAGCAGCAAACAUGGCGACCCGAGUCCUUCACAGAGUCAGCAGCGGCCUCAGAGACACGAGACAUGGGCUUCACGCGACCGGACAGGCCAUGGUGGUUGCAAGGAGCCUUUCUGCUACCAGAGAAGACAGCUGGUUCAAGUCUCUCUUUGUUAGAAAGGUCGACCCCAGAAAAGACGCUCACUCUCAUCUGCUCGCUAAAAAGGAAGACAGCAAUCUGUACAAAAUACAGUUUCACAGUGUGAAGCCUGAGUGCCUUGAUGCCUACAAUGAACUUAAUGCGGGCAUCUUGCACUCCAUCCACGAGGACCCUGAAUACCCGUGUGAGCUGGUGGGCACCUGGAACACGUGGUACGGAGAGCAGGAUCAGGCAGUUCACCUGUGGAGAUAUCGGGGAGGAUACCCUGCUCUCACCGAAGUCAUGAACAAACUCAGGCUGAAUAAGACGUUUAUGGACUACAGACACGAGAGAGGGAAGAUGCUGCUGUCUCGUAGGAACCAGCUGCUGCUGGAGUUCAGUUUCUGGAAUGAACCCGUCCCUCGUCCAGGACCCAACAUCUACGAGCUCCGAUCAUACCAACUCAGGCCAGGAACGAUGAUCGAGUGGGGAAACUACUGGGCGCGCGCUAUUAGAAUCCGCCAGCAGAACCACGAGGCGGUGGGAGGCUUUUUCUCACAGAUUGGGAGUCUGUACACGGUUCAUCACCUAUGGGCUUACAAAGAUCUUCAGUCCAGAGAUGAAACCAGAAAUGCAGCCUGGCAGCGUGAUGGCUGGGAUAAGGUCGUUUAUUACACAGUCCCUCUUAUUCAGCACAUGGAUUCUAGGAUAAUGAUUCCCAUGAAGGACUCGCCCUUGAAGUAACCACCAACACUGGAGGAAAGCUCUCAACAGCCGUCACAACAGCCAUCACACUGAUCUGCAGAGAGUGUAACCAACUGUCGGGAGUGUGCACUGCCAGGGAUUUCAGCAACACGUUGUUUCAGUUUGUGUUUGCUUUCUUCUUUAUUUCUUCACUUCACUGUCCUUUUUCUGUGUGAGCCUAGAAUGUCUUAUUUCAGAUGAUGAGGUCAAAAUGAUGAUCUGUUACAGCAGUUACUGUUUUACUUGAUCCAUAAAUGAGCUGCGUAGGCAAAAAAUCUAA